CUUCAUCACUUCAUCUCAAAAGUACCACCAGCUUGGUCAUGCUUGUGAAGGCGGAAUACUGCCUUGUGUUCCCGUACGGACCAAAGACAAUACAACCGAACCCAAGUUGGCACAGAACAUAUUUUCCAUCUCACCAACACAAGCUUCAGUGAUAAUUUGACCCCGAUGUCGCCAUUGACCUCUGACUCGAGAAGUCUCGAGCACAGAGCGGGAGUUUAGUGACUGGCAUUCUUCUAUAUGGACUAUUGAGCGGACCUAGUCUAGUACAAGUUUCUUCUCUCUGUGCCCUGAACGACCAGUAUUCCUCUGCGAUGUGGUAUAGUUACCAUUGUUUUCGAUCUCUUCUCGAUCUCCUCAAACAAAAAUGUCUGCCUGCCAUCUUAUUGAAUGAGGGAUCUAUCAUAUCGAGCUGACUUGCUGAUGGCGAUGCGACAUUUUGACUAAGAUUGUUCAUUGUGCUUUUUAACCUCUCCCUGCGUAAGAAGGACUGUGGUGGUGUUCGAAAGGUCUUAUCAUUGGUCAUGGACUCGAAUCGCAUGAGGAACUGGAAUGCAUCGCGAUGCCUGGAUGCAAGAGAAGGCCCUCAAUUUCAGCUUGUGCCAGCUGUUGUUGACCAGAAUUCCCCACCAUAUCAUACCUGACCGUGCGUGGUGCGAUACUGGCAUAUUGGCAGGUGUAUGCAGGUGGCAGAUGCCAGUCGAAUGCCAGCCAGCUACAACGAUCAUAUUCCAGCCUUUUCUCCCUUGGUAUCGCCCACACCAGCCUUGCCAAACAUAUCUGCCGGUGUAAACAUUGCAUUCCAUUCUCAAAAAUUCCCCUCCCGUCGCUCCGAACUGACUUUGUUUCUUGUCUCUUGUGUCGUUCAUUUCUUUCUUUCUUUUCCCUAUGGCUCCUGGAUCUCUGAUCCUUGGUCAACUUCACUCAUUCCCGCUCACUCAACGCCUUCGUUUCUCCCCCUCUACUUUACAACUCCUCUCCUGCUUCUCCGACUAUCGCAACACCUUGUGCUUUGUGUGUCAUACCAACUUACUCAGAUCAGUAGAAAGGUCAUCAUAAAUUAUUCUGACAUCCACGAGCAAGCCUUUCUUCGAUUUCUCCAGCAUUUGGGCAAGACGUGAGACUGUGUGGCUGCAAUAUUAUGUGCUGAUUCACCACACUCAGCGCGAUUACAAUGGCCGAUACUAUGGUGGCAACCGUUCGCUCACCACUAUCAGAAGCAUCGAAUCGAAUCAACUCGAAUUAUCCUACUCAAGAAAGUCAGCGCCACAAGCCGCGUUAUGACCGCCCUAACUCGUUGGUUGUCAACAACACCGGACGCACAAACCAUGGGCAUCCGACGGCAUACUUUUCUGGCCGAGCUCCUACUCAACAGCAGCCUACAGUCUCAGCACCUCAAGAGCAAGCUACUUUAAAGCCUCCCAGUGAUAUGGACGAUGAACGUCGACAUUCGGCGGCAUCUUACGAUUCUUCAGGAAGUGGCCGCAGCAAGAAGAACUACAAGACGCAUAUAGGGCCGUGGCAGCUAGGCAGGACCCUUGGCAAAGGCUCAUCUGCGCGCGUAAGACUAUGUCGCCACACAGGUACAAAUCAGCUGGCUGCCGUCAAAAUUGUCAACAGACGGAUGGCGUAUCUUGUCCAAGAUAGUAGUUUGGCUGCUCUUAGCAAGUGGGACAAUAAUCUCCCAGAUCAGAUCGAUGGCGAGAUGCGUGUUCCCAUGGCUAUUGAGCGAGAAGUGGCAAUUUUGAAGCUCAUCGAACAUCCGAACAUCAUGAAAUUAUAUGAUAUUUGGGAGAACCGCUCAGAGGUCUACUUAAUACUUGAAUAUAUCGACCAAGGUGACUUGUUCACCUUCAUCAACAUGAAGGGUCGGCUGAGCGAGGAAGUUUCGAUCUUCUUCUUCCGACAGAUCAUCAGCGCCAUCUCGUACUGCCAUUCCUUCAACAUCUGCCAUCGAGACCUAAAGCCUGAGAACAUCUUAAUCAGUGCUGAUCUCCAGAUCAAAAUUGCUGAUUUUGGCAUGGCUGCUCUCCAUCAGACUGACACACACCAACUUGCUACUGCUUGUGGCAGUCCUCACUAUGCGGCACCGGAGCUCCUCAAGAACAGACAAUACAGGGGCGAUAGAGCAGAUAUUUGGAGCAUGGGUGUUAUCCUAUUCGCAAUGCUUUCAGCCACUCUUCCAUUCGAUGACCCUGAUCUUCGUGUGAUGAUGGCUCGAACGAAGAAGGGACAGUACGAGAUGCCAAGUUUCCUCAGCCCAGAAGCUGAGGAUCUGAUCAGGCGAAUGUUACAGGUCAACCCCGAUAGACGCAUCACCCUCAAGGACAUAUGGCGUCAUCCUCUGAUUCGGAAGUAUGCAUAUCUGGAUAACCUUUGUGACAUCAACAGCCAGCCGCCUGAUAUACGCAAAGGCUUCCAGUAUACCCCAGUACCUACAAAGGAUGUUGAUCCGCAAUUAGUUCGACAAUUGCGAUCUAUGUGGCACAUGUUUAGUGAAAAUGACUUAAAGCUCAAGCUUACAUGUGACGAACCCAAUGAUCAAAAGGCUUUCUAUUGGUUGUUACACCACUACCGCGAGCAGCAACUGGAAGACUUUAAGCCUGAGCUCGCCCACUCCACAAGUGACUAUCACCACAUGAAGCCCGGCACAUGGAAGAAACGCGUAUCGACAUGCGAAUUUGCACAGCCGAGCGGCAACGGUCACGGGCGUUCCAUAUCACGGUUCACUGUGAUUUCGAAUGCCACUGAACCAGAGCUAGCAAUGAACCAGGAACUAUUCCAGACAGAACGUGCGAUACGCUCUCGUGAUUCCCACAAAGGACAAUCGCUAGUCAGUGUCCACCGUUACUCUUACGCAGAGAAUGGUUCCUAUACUGGGCAGCCCAAAAGGCUUCGAAGCGGCUCAGGUGCACGUCGCGGACGCGGAACCUCUAACCGCAAUUCUACCACAGGGCGUCUUCAAUCGUCUCGAGGGUCGCUCUCUUCGAUGCACAGCAGUCGGCAAGGUACACCUCAUGCGAGAAGUUUGCGACACAGACGCGGAGUUGACUUCACACAUGUCCGGAAGCGAUCGACAUCAUCCUCCAAUCGCAAUAGGAGUGGUUCAAUGCCUCCUUAUGUUACGGAGCAAGGUUCUACAUAUCAGAUCGAAAUGAUUCGAUCUCACACGCCAGAACUCCCAAGCCUACCUAGUGGCAUGCUUCCAAAAGUGGCGGAUGGACAGGACCCUCAAAAACGCUCUUCGGGGCAAGCGUUGCGAAUCGCGCUUGGAUCCCGAUACGCCUCCGAAAUCUUCAAAGAGGAACUGCGUCAUUUUAGCAGCAAUAUUGCCAAGGACUGUGACGAAGCGUUUAAAAGUUCAUUGAUAGAAGAGGACUCCAUCGCUGGCUCGCUGACUGAACCAGACCGCACCCAGUACGAAUCUACACCGUUUUCCUUCACCAUCGACGCGCCUGAGGAUUCGGCCCCAGAUGUUCUCGAGCUUUCGAUUAAGUCCUACAGCAACCGGCCUCUUCCACCUCUGCCGACUCCGACGCCAAGCUACAAUGGUCAUUCGUUGGCACCAACACCCACUGGUUCCAGACCGGUAACUCGGGAAUCUUAUUCUGAAGAGUUGAGCUCAGAGCAGGUCGAGGUGGCCCAGCCAGUUCUGCUUACUAGACACACUGAGCGCCGGGUUGUCUCAGCUCCGACUUAUACUCAAAAGCACAAAAGAAGUGCUGCGCUGCCAUCCAUUAAUGAAGCUGGAGCAGCGGCCAGCGACAAGGCUCGUAUCGUGUCAGCGCCUCCGCAUACGCCAACAAAGAAAGGGAUUGAUAGAAUCCGUGGCAUCGAAUACUUAAGCCAAGUCGAAAACAGCAUUCGUGUGGUCCAUUCUCCAGGUGACGAGAGCCCCGUGAAGAUUCCCGAGCCACUCAACGUACGGAAGAAGAUCCCUGAACCUGAACAACGAAACUCGGCCCCUGCUGCACAACUUCGAGAGUUGGACUCGGCGUCGCAACGCAGUGUGGAUGGCGGCACCACGGCCACAACACUCUCGCUGGAGCCCCCUUCCCAAGAUGCCCAGGCGGCAAGGAAGAAAAAGUUGUCUUGGUUCAAACGAUCGUCGAAAGUUGAGUCAGAAUCCAGUCGGGAGUCCGUCGAGUGGCAAGAUUGCACUUCGUACUUGACUUCUAGUGAUGGGAAGCGAAGCGAUUCAACGUCAACAGAGGCUCCAACUAAGAAGAAGACUUUCCACUUUUCUUUCUGGAAGAGCAACAAACAAAGAGACUCUGUUAUGUCAAUUGCCAGUGAGUUAUUAUCGCCAUCCCGUAAGCAGAGCCGUGUGUGGUGAUCUAAUGUUAGAAAUAGGACCUGAGCAGAAAGAAGAGCGGCCUUCACUGGAGAUCAACACCAUGGGCAAGACACAUGUUACCGCCAAGGCAUCUCAGUCCAAAUGGCACGAGUCUGGCUCCGGCCCGGUGCGCAACAUUGAGGUCAAACAAAAUUGGCUCGCACGCCUGUUCAGAGUCAAACCAGCAACAGACCACAUAUGCAUGACGAUUUCGAGGAGACGAGCACGCCAGGAGGUUACCAUCCUCCUGCGAGAGUGGCGCAAGUAUGGCAUCCGAGACAUUCAGGUGGACAAACAAAGGAACAUUGUCUUUGCACGGAUUGCAGCUAAGAACUUUUUGAACCUGAAAGAAGUAUCCUUUGCCGCAGAGGUCGUCACAGUGAUCGAGCAUGGUAAGAAACAGCCACUCAGCAUCAUUCGGUUCACGCAGGAGCGAGGAGCAGCCAGCAGCUUCCACAGAGUAGUCGACACAAUGAACAUGAUCUUCGACGCAAGAGCUUUGGUGGUAGCCGACAGGAACAAGCGAAAAAUGAUGAUCAAGACACUCAACUCGUAAUACCGGUGUUUCAAUCAGCUCCACGCUGGCUCCUUCGAUAUGUACUUGUCGAAAUAUGAUGCAAGCUGGCCAUUGACACAGCCUUGCGGGUUGGAUCACGGGGUUAUGCGAAGAGUUAUGUGCAUGAUAUUGGUUGUAUGGAGUUGGAUGUAUGAGCCAUUGCUUUCCGUUUUGUUCUGCUUUUGGGCCGAGGUGAAAGGCAUGAUUUCUUCUUUUCUUAAACAUGGACGGGCGAAUAUGCGGAGUACAGGAGGGAAUAGUUGUAGGCUAGGGAUAGCCACUGAGUUGUCCCUUAACUAGAUAAUAUAAUCCAUCUAUUAUACUAAAUCG
Fusarium verticillioides 7600 is the source of this 5219-nucleotide messenger RNA. Its product is annotated as CAMK/CAMKL/GIN4 protein kinase. Gene Ontology annotation, molecular function: protein serine/threonine kinase activity; ATP binding. The record is from RefSeq and is a predicted model, not a curated record. NCBI's taxonomy places the organism in Eukaryota, Fungi, Ascomycota, Sordariomycetes, Hypocreales, Nectriaceae. Gene Ontology annotation, biological process: protein phosphorylation; intracellular signal transduction. The transcript has 4 exons. Bases 1172 to 4333 code for a protein of 1053 amino acids. Gene Ontology annotation, cellular component: cytoplasm.